This is a messenger RNA of Cicer arietinum (chickpea), 1185 nucleotides long. RefSeq lists its product as uncharacterized. NCBI's taxonomy places the organism in Eukaryota, Viridiplantae, Streptophyta, Magnoliopsida, Fabales, Fabaceae. The record is from RefSeq and is a predicted model, not a curated record.
UUAAAUGUACACCACAUACACUUAUAUAUAUAGAUGCUUAUCUAAUCAAGCUUAAUUCAAAAUCUAAACUCGUUUAUCAUCUACUCUUAAGUCAUUGAAAAAAUGAGAAACCAGUUUGAAAUUAAUCUGAAUAUGCGAAACACAACUGAUUGUGAUUUCUAUAUCCCUGAUGUAACUGGUGGCGACAACACUGGUAUUGCUUUCCGUGUUGCAUACGAAAAAGCAAACCACAUUAUUGGUGUUGAUAGCAAUAAGUUAUGCAGUUAUGUUGGAUCUAUGCUAUGUUCAGUGGUACCUGGUUUCAGAAACACUGUUGAGCAAAUACUCAAUGGAAUUGGCGUAAGGCCUCGUUUCGUGAGUUUACCAUCUCAGGCUACUGAAAACAACAUAACGAUUUCUUCCGUUUCUGAAAUGGAUUGGUCUUCUAUUCUUGUCAUAUUUGGCUAUUGUGUCCUUGUUCUUUUCAAGAUUGAUAACGACGAGUUAUUUAAUUGUGACGAUUAUACUAUUGGAAACAUCAAUUCCAACACCAAAAGGAUUAAGGAACUUAUUGCAAAAGUUGGAUGCUGUCGAAAAAGCUUUAGUAGUAUACCAUUCGAUAAAGAGAAAGAAAAUGCUAUUAGAACUAUGCUUGGUACCCAUGCUCUUCGUAAUAUUGUUAUUACGUUUAUUAUGGACAACUUUAAAAAUCCUGAUUCACAAAUUUCUACUUUGUGUAAUUAUUUGAGUGAAGUUUUAUCAUGGUCAGGUGAUAUGAGUGUGAUUACUGUUAUGCAUAAGUGGUUAGUUAAGUCUGAUUCCCCUGUUCUUUUAAACAUCGAACUCGUGGAAGAGGUUGACAAUUUGGAAAAGACUCUUAAGAUUUCCUAAUCUUUUUUGUUGUGGCGCUUAUGCUGGAGAAAGGAUGUCGUAAUUCUGAGGGUGAUAUGUUCACUGAUGCAGUUCCAGAUGCCAACUGUUUUACUGUGAAAAAUAUGGUCAAGCUUCACAGGAAAUACGUUGCCGAUGAAGGAAUCUCAAAUGAUAGGUUUUUGCUUUCCAUUCAUGGCCUCUGAAUUCAACGGCUUGCUUUGGCAUGAUAUUAAUUGUAUUAAUUAGUCUUUUAUUUUCAGUAUUCUUGUUAAUUUGUUGUUCUCUUUAUGUGGAUUUGAAAACUGUCACGUUGUUGUUGGUCAUGCUGCUGUC